Molecule: messenger RNA, 4007 nt
Organism: Oreochromis niloticus (Nile tilapia)
Lineage: Eukaryota; Metazoa; Chordata; Actinopteri; Cichliformes; Cichlidae
Product: protocadherin-10
Exons: 4
Coding region: 834-3794 (986 amino acids)
Biological process (GO): homophilic cell-cell adhesion
Cellular component (GO): plasma membrane
Molecular function (GO): calcium ion binding
Source: RefSeq, a predicted model, not a curated record
CCAGGGUACUUUGAUGGCGUUUGCGCUUAUUCAGAACAUUUUUACAGUUUACAGACUUUGCAAGGAUAUCGCAGUCAGAAUGACAUUAACCUUUCAAAACUUCAUUGAUGUUUUGCCAUAAAUGAAUAUAUACUGAUUGAUUUUCCUUUUUAUUUUCCACUAACCAGACAAAGAUUACAACGAGAUUCUCACGCUGAUGUUAUCCUAAUAAAUCAUUAUCACAGUUCCAUUUUUUAUAAGAUAACAAGUUUAUGAGUUUCUACACGUGUUAUUAAUUUCUCAGUCAUUUGUAGCAGGAUCAUUUUUGUUCCCGUUUUAUUUUCUUAUUCUGAUAUAGUAAAGGCAUUUCUUAAAAAUCUGAAAGUAGUUUGAUUACAUUGCACAAUUAUAACUUUUUACCAGUUUUGUGAGUUAGCGUGACUACACUGUAGUAAGGUGUGCUUAUAUCCGAUUUUAUUUCACUGUUAUACUCUUAUAAGAAAUUGAAUGUUGUACUUUUGACCUGCGGUCAAAGUCUAGAGGCUGUGACAUAAAUUUGAUCAGGCUAGUAGGCAAAAGAUUAUCCCACCAGAUGUCGUUUCUCCUCUAUUGGAACAGUGGGGCCAAUAAUAAACACACACACACAGACACAGUAAUCUGAGGCAGGCAAGUAGCCCUUGCGCGUCCCUUUCUCUCUUCUCUUCUCUUUUCUCUCGGACAGGCAGUGGCUGUUCCAGUCCAGCCGGUGUCAAGUUUUAUCCAGGCUGUAUGUUGGACAGUUCAGAUUCAAUCAUCUUUUAUGAGUACACUACAGACAUAGUCCUUGUGAGUUGCCGAAUUGCUUCAGCCUACAGAUGGACAUACAGGGAGCGAUGAAAAGACUGAGUGGGAAAUGGCAUGUAGUCUAUUUGGCGUUGUUCAUUUGUUUCUUGGAUGCAGUCUGGGGACAGAUACGUUACUCGAUCCCAGAGGAACUAGAGCACGGAGCUUUUGUUGGCAAUAUUGCAGAAGACCUGGGUUUGGAUUUGGAUAAGCUCUCCGCGCGCAGAUUCCGGAUAGUCUCUGGCACUAAGAAGCAGUAUGUGGAGGUAAAUCUGGAAAAUGGAGUUUUGUUCGUCAAUGAAAGAAUUGAUCGCGAAGAACUGUGCGAGCAGAGUUUGUCCUGCUCUUUUCACUUGCAAGUGGUUAUAGAAAACCCUCUGGAACUCUACAGGGUAGAGAUGGAAAUUCUGGACGUGAAUGACAACUCCCCUAAUUUCCCGUGGACCGAAUUUAAUCUAGACAUAUCAGAGUCCUCUGCGCCAGGUUCCCGUUUCCCACUUGAGAGCGCACAAGACUUAGACGUGGGAUCCAACUCCCUCCGCACCUACUUGUUAAGUGUAAACGAACACUUCUUCUUGGAUAUACAGACGCGCAGUGACGGCAGUAAAUUUGCAGAGCUACUUCUGCAAAACCCUCUGGACAGAGAGCAGCAGAGUGCGCAUCAGAUGGUGCUCACGGCCGUGGAUGGAGGUGCACCGGAGAGAUCAGGCACUGUGCAAAUUGACAUCACCGUUCUGGACGCAAACGAUAACGCGCCUGUGUUUGAUCAGUCGUUUUACAGAGUGAGGCUGGCCGAAAACGCGCCCAAAGGUACAGUUGUUAUAAAACUUAACGCUUCCGAUCUUGACGAGGGUUCCAACGCUGAUAUCACCUAUUCAUUCAGUGGCCACGCUCCCAUCAAGGUGCGCCAGCUUUUCAGCGUGGAUUCAGAAACGGGGGAGAUCAAAGUCAAAGGAGUGAUAGAUUAUGAAAAGGCCAGGAUGCAUGAAAUUUAUGUCCAGGCUAAAGAUAAAGGCCCCUCUGCCGUAGCAGUUCACUGUAAAGUGCUGGUCAACGUUUUGGAUAAAAAUGACAACCUCCCAGAGGUGAUCUUAACAUCUGUAUCCACACCUGUGCAGGAGGACGCGCCUCCCGGGACGGUAAUAGCCGUCAUCAGCGUGAUGGACAAAGACUCAGGUGAAAACGGGAAUGUGGACUGCGAGAUCCCCCAUCACGUCCCAUUUCAGCUCCACUCGUCAUUUAAGAAUUACUACACUUUGGUUACCUGCGAUUUUUUGGAUAGGGAGGCAGUCGCGGAGUACAACAUCACUCUCACUGCCCGAGAUAUGGGUUCCCCUCCUUUAUUCACCAGGAAAACAAUUUUAGUGCAAGUGUCUGAUGUGAACGACAACACGCCGAACUUUAAACAGCCUUCGUACACUGUGUAUCUGACAGAGAAUAACGCGCCGGGGGCGUCUAUUUGUGCGGUGACUGCACUGGAUCCCGAUUCUGGUCAAAAUGCGUACUUGUCAUAUUCAGUCCUAGAAGGUGACAUACACGGAAUGCCCGUGUCCACGUAUGUGUCCGUAAACUCAGACAACGGUAACAUUUACGCGCUGCGAUCCUUUGACCACGAGCAACUCAAAAACUUUCAGAUCACGAUUCAAGCUCAAGACGCGGGAUUCCCGCCUCUGAGCAGCAACGUUACAGUGAACAUCUUCAUUUUGGACCAAAACGACAAUGCACCUGUUAUAGUUUCACAUGUUCCGCAAAACGGCACUGCGCCCAGCGAAACUGUGCCCAGAUCAGUUGACGCCGGCUAUCUUGUCACCAAAAUCAGCGCGGAGGACGCAGAUGCGGGUCAGAACUCGAGGCUUUUCUAUGAGAUGCUCCAAGCAACAGACCCGAGUUUGUUCAGCAUUGCUCUUUACACGGGCGAAAUCAGGACGAUACGCCAGUUAGUGGAGAAAGACCCCACGAGGCAUAGACUGGUCAUUCUGGUGAAGGACAAUGGUCAGCCACCCCUCUCGGCCACAGUUUCCAUCAUUCUGUCAGUGGUUGACAGCCUGCCAGAUUCCCCGCCCGAUCUGGGUGACCUGUCACUAAGCCCACAUCACAGCACCAACUUUACUCUGUACUUAAUCGUGUCUCUGGGCGCAGUCUCCUUCACAUUUCUAGUGGCUAUUAUCGUCCUCGUUGCGGUGAGGAGACUGAAAGGCAGACCUUCCAACAAAGAGUCCAAGUUCCCCUCCAUCAGCUGCUGCUGCUGCUGCUCUCGUUCAGAAAUAUCCACUACCACAGAGGUGUUCAAAAAGUCCAACUUAAAUGUCCGCAUGUCCACGGGCGCGUCAGAGGUAAACAGCAACGGCGCACUCCCCCAGGUCUAUUGCUACAAAAUGUGCCUGACACCGGAAUCAUCCAAAAGCGACUUCAUGUUCCUAAAACCGUGCAGCCCGGUAAUGUCAGUUCAGCAGAAUAAUGCCAAGAGCACAGACUACCUGACUUCUGGCUGGAGCGCGCUGGACCACAAUGAGCUGUCCAACCAAAGAGCAGCAACCCCAAACGAGCUCAAGUAUUCAAACAAGGACUGGACGUGGACCAACAACCAGCGCAACUCGGCAUACAAGAGGUAUAGCUCAGCAAAUAUGGAGGGCACGCUUUCACGCCAACCAAAAUUUGACUCUGAUGGGUUUUCCUGCUCUGUGGCACCACAGUACUGGACUUGGGGGAACCACAUGAAUGACUGCAAGAUGCCUCUUCAAGAGGGAGCAGCUCCAAACUAUUCAUGGACUAACAAGUCCACACAGCCUUAUCCUGAAACACCGGACUACCAGCACAACGUGUACAUUCCUGGCACCACAACUGGAUACAGCACUCUGAAGCUGGCACCAAGAGGAGAACUGGACGUAUACAACACCUUCUCCACUUUUGGAAAGAAAAAGAAAUUCAUCUCAAACUAUGAACAAUCUUUUGACAAAGAUGGCAGUCAUAUAAGUAAUUCUAUAUUUAAGUAAUCCAAAACGUCAGCGAGGACAUGCCAAAAAUUUGUUGUCAAUGUACUGGUCAUGUUUCUGUAGCUUCUCUGUGUGUCAAAGCUGUGAAUAAACUACUGUAACUCUGCUAGCAGUACCUUUCAUAAGUUUCUAUUAAUAGCCAGCAUUUAACAAAUGUACUUUUAAGGUGUGAUUUUUUUUCUAAAAUAUAAAACUACAUCUGUUUUACUACAA